Molecule: messenger RNA, 4254 nt
Organism: Penicillium antarcticum
Lineage: Eukaryota; Fungi; Ascomycota; Eurotiomycetes; Eurotiales; Aspergillaceae
Product: Mtc5p
Exons: 2
Coding region: 1-4254 (1417 amino acids)
Molecular function (GO): protein binding
Source: RefSeq, a predicted model, not a curated record
AUGUCAAGCUCAAUGGAACCGAAGCCCCUCACCUCGGCGUUUGAGAGCCCGACAUUCGAUGAGGAUAGCUCGUUCCAUGUAGAGCAGCCCGUGGGGGCAAUGUCAAUAUCCCCCUGUGGCCGAGACGUUGUGCUAGCAUCAAAGGAGGGUCUACAUGUCAUUGAUUUAGACUCACCCUAUUCCCCGCCACGACAUCUCCCUCACCACACACCAUGGGAGGUAGCCGAUGUCCAAUGGUCCCCAUUUGCAGCACGCGACCAAUGGGUUGUCAGUACGUCCAAUCAGAAGGCGUUGGUCUGGAACUUGGCAAUGAAGACGUGGCAGAACUCCAUUGAGAUUGUACUGCACGCCCACUCGCGCGCCAUCACCGAUAUUAAUUUCUCGGCUUUUCAUCCGGAUCUUCUCGCCACCUGUGCAGUGGACAGUUUUGUGCACUGCUGGGAUUUGCGCAGUCCGGCGCGUCCCGCCAUAUCUUUCUCUGAUUGGUUUACUGGUGCAACCCAGGUGAAAUGGAACCGUCAGGACCCUCAUGUUAUUGCAAGUUCCCAUGACCGGUUUCUUCGGAUCUGGGAUGACCGCAUGGGCGCGUACCCAAUCAAAUCGAUUGAAGCUCACAAUACUAAGAUUUACGGAGUCGAUUGGAAUCGUGUCCGACGUGGCGCGCUAGUGACUUGCUCACUUGAUAGGACUAUCAAGUUCUGGGAUUAUACUUCCGAGUCCGAUGUCCCCGAGAAGCAGAUUCAUACUCCAUUCCCGGUAUGGCGCGCACGGAAUACGCCAUUCGGAUGGGGUGUACUUGCAAUGCCGCAGAGAGGCAACAAUGAUCUACAUCUUUAUAGUCGGCGAGCUGAAGAUGGCUCGAAUAAAGAGGCUGACCUACCCUUAGCGCAUAGCUUCCCGGGACACAAGGGACAAGUCAAAGAGUUCCUCUGGAGACCCCGUGGAGGGGUGGAGGAUGGUAUCGACCACCGCGACUUCCAACUUGUGACGUGGGGAACAGACAGGGAGCUUCGGUUACACAGAGUUGACCCUGAAAUCCUACAGCGUGUGGGCUACGAAAAGGGCAAGUCCUUUAUUUCGACUCGAACAGUCACACGCCUCGGUGCGGUAUAUCGCAGUUUCCGUGAUGUGAAUUCAGACUUGGAAUUCGACGACAUCGACACAGCCUCCUCGAUUGGUGCUCAGAAUCAAAAUCAAUCGACAAGCUCUGGGAUGAAUGCUAUAUCAGUCCCCCACUCCCGUGGUUGGAUUAAAGGAGGCCAUGCUGAUCGAGUUGGCAUGCUGCCCAGAUCAAAUUUGAGAGCUGAUACUAAUCCCAUUGCUUGGAUGCGUGGUGUUAAGAUAUCAGGCUGGGACAUUGAGACACUGGGAGACGAAAUCAGCCACGUCGGUGAAAAAUUCACCAAGGUGGCAUUCGACUCGGUUGAUGUCCGACAACGAAAGAUCACGAUCUCUCUCAAUGGGCCUUGGGGGGCUGAUGGCGCUUCUCUGUUCUUGAAAGUGGACAUCAAGUUCCCAAAUAGCUAUCCCAAGACUGCCAUCCCGACAUUUGCAUUCCAAAAGACGGCGGCUGUUACCGAUGAAUGGGCUGCAAAGAUGACCGCUGAACUGCGAACAAUUGCUGAGACCUACAUGUCCCGAAGCAGAGGGUGUCUGGAAGGCGCAGUGCGCUAUCUUCUGGGCGAGAGCAGCCUGGAGGAAAGCAUUGCUUGGAUCCUUGGCGAAACAGGUGACAAUAUCAAGUCUCCCAUCAAUGGCGAACUAGAAGGCGAAUCUAGUGACGAGGAUGAAGUCGGCAUGACCCAAAGCCAAGAGCUGGGCAUGAGCUCAGAGCUUCUACGCCCUGUCAACGCCAAUGUCAUGGUCCCUGUGGCCAAAGCCUGCGGCGCAAUAUGGGCAAAUGACGGCCGCCUUGUGUGCUUCUUCCCACCAAAGAAGGACAAAUCGUCGGAGCUGUUCGAGACCAUGGGCUUCAAAGAGAUGACCAGAUGGUCCCGAGGAGACAAGGUCUUUGAAGGCUUUGGUCGGUUACAGACCAACUCUCCCGGCCCACGCGGCGGAAUGGGCACAAUUGCCAGCACGGAAGAUGGUGCAUCAUCUGACUCGGACGAUUCUUACUCCGAGACAUCAAGCUCUUCAGGCUCGUCUGAUAUGCUUUCAGGAUUGCCAACACGUUUCCCAGCACCCCAGACAUGGCGCAGUGCUGGCAGCUAUGGUAUGCACCGGCCAAGAUCAACAGAUAACUCCCAGCGAUCCACCGGAGGUGGAGCCACAGUGAAAUCAGAAGGGCCUCAGAACAUUAUAUCUAUCCAUGAUUUAAGUGAUCUGCAACCAGUCAAGCGGAAAUUGGCUAGUCAGUAUAGCAUUUGUGGCAAAGGACCAGAUGUAUGUGCUCACAACGCGGCUGUCGCCCUUGACGCUGGCUGUUACGAACUGGCCCAAAUCUGGGGUCUAAUCAAGUUGAUUCUGCAUGUUCGAAAAAACCCCGGCUCCUUGCCCGAGUCGGGACUGCUACAGCGGCGUACACAGAGGAAAGGUAGUGGGCUUGGUGGUAUCGGAAACGAUGGCCUCUAUAGAGACUUGACCGGCAGUAUCAUUCGCUGGGGAGAUCACCCCCUCGGCAGUCAUUGGCUUGUCCCUGCUCUCUUUGAGCAUUUCGAGCGCAUCGGCGAUGUGCAGAUGGUGGCGAUGCUAUCCAGUGUUCUACAAGAAGCAAACCAAGAUGAUGGAUUGGAAAAGCAGAAGAAGAAGCCUGGACAACAGGCUUUCUCGCUGGAUUUCUCUGUCGCAUCGACCGUUCAAGCAAAGCUGCCAGCUGUGGCACCUGCUUCAUCUGUUCCAAAAGAUAUCCAGGCUAUACCUGUUUCCCAGACAUCAGCCCGGUCUUCUAGCGAAAUAUGGCGACUUGAAUCCACACCACCACAUUCAACGGGCACUACGCCUCCAUUCAUUUCUCGCCCUCGUGGCAUUGCAGCUGACCGGAAGCCUUUGAGCCAGACUAUGUCCAUCGCUGCAUCGCCUGACCAGCAAUCGCAGCCACGGAGCGGAUCUGGAUUUGGAUCGGUGCUGGCGUCGUCACUAUCUCGCUCAUUCACAUUUGGACCAUCGUCCGCAUCCCCACCGACAAGUAGACUGGACAAGAAGAAACCAACUCCACGGGAAAGUCCGAGCGUGGUGACAACAGGACAAGUCUCGGAGGCCCAGUCAGACAAUGAAAGCGACGAACCACCCAAACACAAGCCACCCGCAAGGUUCAAAGUCACGAUGAAAAACCAAAAUGCAUUCGAAAGCGACGGUUCAACACAAGACUCACUCCUCGACGAAACCAAAGAAUCUCUUUACCGCGCAUACCGCGCCGCAUACGCCGAUCUCCUCUCAAUCUGGGACCUCCCAGUCCAACAAAGCGAAGUCAUGAAGAUUGGAACAGUAACCAAUCGAGUAGACGACAUAAACGCCAGCCAUUGCUGGAAUAGCACGACCGAAACUGAUACCUCACUGAAAGACCCGCCCGGUCCAAUUACCCAGAACCUUGAUUUCCAGCGCCAUUGCACUAGUUGCGGCCAUGCGCUGCAGAUUUCCAUCUUUAAUAAACACCCCGUGGCUCCUGAUACACCCUCGAAACGCCACCAGCGCAAAUCAUCUGCUAGGCGAUGCUCGAAUUGUCAACCGCGCCAGCCUCUCCCGACGAAAUUACCUUGUAUUAUUUGUCGCGAAGUGGUAGACGGUAUGCUGAUACCGUGCCUGGGCUGCGGCCAUGUCAGCUGCUUCGACUGCCACCGGGAAUGGUUCCUGCGACCAGGCGAUACAUUCGACGGUUCAUCAGAUCAAGAUCCUAAAUCCCUUCCGUCUUGCCCGACAGGUUGUGGCUGCCAGUGCUCUGAGCAUAUGGUCGUUAAUGUCCCCAUGCCAUCAUGGGAAACACCAUCACCGUCGCCCUCCCCAAACCCUAAUCUCCACCUGCAACCUGGGCAUAAUGCAUCUACAUCUGUGUCGCCUAGUCAAGCAGCUCAUCAGAAACAUUCUCGUCGGAGACAAUCUGAGCCUGCUGUUGCUGUCGAUCCGCUUAGAAGAGAUCUGAAGACUCGGGUUGGAACUGGUCAACUUGAAGAUGAAUUGGAUUUGUGGCAGGAGACUUCGCCUUUUGCUUCGCUGGCCAGGGGUUUGGGUGGUGGGUUGAGUCGCGGGUUACGGACUAAGGAAGAGCGCAAGAAGAAUAAGACAGUUGCGAUGGCUCCGAAUGUGAAGCGUUCUUGA